AAUUGCUGAAAAUGACGUCCUGUGACGAGAAGAAAGCGCUGCCCCCGGCUGACUUCUCUCUGGGAGGAGCCUCGCCGCACGACAUCGCACGGAUCAAGGAACAAAUCCUGGAGGGAAACCAGAAGCGUCGGAAGAUCGUGAUCGGAGUGACCUGCGGUGUGCUGGCCGUGCUGAUCGUUCUCGGCAUCCUGCUUGGCGUUUACCUGAACCAUGACACCAUGAAGUCGCGACAUCUGAAGUUCCGCGACGGAAACAAGCUGUACUGGGAGACCGUCGAGACCGACGAAGACGAGGGUACAGACACGUUCUACACAGAGGGCGGCAACGGAGCGGCGGCCGUCAUGUUCGACCACAAGAAGGAACUGAAGGCUUACAAGUUUUCUGGGCGAGACAUCUGCUACAUCGUGCCCGAGGAGAAAGGAGAGGACGAGAAGGUGAAGGAGGUGGCGAAGGAGCUGCAGAACAUACAGGAGGGCUCGACUGAAGAUGUGAAGAACGGCGGCCGCAGGAAGAUGGCCCUGGACGAGUCCCGUCCGGAGACUCCCGAGCUGAGUGAGGCUAUGGGGCUCUUCUGCGGCGACCUGGAGCCCCGCUGGGCUACCAUCGAGCUGCCGGACAAUGACGAUGCAAGUAGCGACAUCGUGCUGAUCGCUCCCGGUACGUUUGGAAGAACUGUUUGGUCGAUUGCGGACACUUCUGGCGAGCAGAAGAGCCGUGUGAAGCGGGGAUGGUGGGGCCGCCGCCGCCGCCGUCGCUCCUUCAGCGGGAGCGUUUAUGGCGGCUAUAACGGGGGCUGGUAUGUGGGCGUUUCGAUCAGCUGGAGCUGGUAA
Messenger RNA from Branchiostoma belcheri (Belcher's lancelet), 830 nucleotides. RefSeq lists its product as uncharacterized. Bases 12 to 830 code for a protein of 272 amino acids. Gene Ontology annotation, biological process: respiratory gaseous exchange by respiratory system. Lineage: Eukaryota; Metazoa; Chordata; Leptocardii; Amphioxiformes; Branchiostomatidae. The transcript is spliced from 6 exons. The record is from RefSeq and is a predicted model, not a curated record. Gene Ontology annotation, cellular component: extracellular region.